CAUGAACAUGGCUUCUGCUAUGAAUAGGCGGCAUGCGACAAGGUAAUUUAACGAGUGUUUUCUGUACAUUGAGCGCAUAAAAAUGGACAACACGUAUCACCACGGCCCGCCAGGAACUCAGCCGCCUCCUGAGUAUCAUGGCGGCUACAUGGACACAGCGUACACCGCCGGCAGAGAAGCUGCGCAGGGAUAUGACGGACACGCCUUCGGUUUCAGGUGUAAUUUUCCUCCUCCUCCUCCGUCUCCAAGCGUUGGGGGGUUCGUACCUCCUCCCAUGGCACCUCCAUACGGUUUCGACCCCUCCGUCCCACCGCCUCCUCUCGGCUGUCACUUCCCUGGCAUCCCCCCUCACAACCCGGGUAACGCAUACAACAGCCCGGGAGCAGCUUUCCAUUCAUUUAACCAGCCUUUCUCACCUGCUCCACAAACUCACCAGUAUGACUACCACUCAGCUGCAGAAUCAGCUCAAAAUCAGCAGCAGGAGUAUCAACAUUUCCCUGAUAGAGCCAGAGGAGGUGUGUUCAGCCACAGCUCUUUUCCUCCUCCGGUUAGAGACACUGACAGGAGUGUAGGGACUGCUAAACAUCUGCAAGAUGAAUCAUCUCUGAAGAAGAAGCAGGAUGAACAGUGGGUCAAACAAUUCCUACAAAACAGAGGCAAAUCCUCCAAGAUCCCACAGAAGCAGAAGCCACAACAACAGCUGUGUGUUCCUGAGCUGAGAAAGACUGUGUCCAAUGCAGCUCAGCUCCUCUCUCAGCUCACACACACCUGCGAGAGCCUCAAACACAACCUGGAGAAUGACUCGGCCUGGACCGACUCUUACAGAUUGGCUUUAAAUGUCAAAACAGAGCUACAAGAGAAACUGAAAGCGCUUAGCGACAAACAGUAUAUAAGUAGCUUUAAAGAGAAAUUGUCUCGUAUUGCUAAGAGGAGGGCCCGCAGACUGAGGGCCAGGAAGCUGCUGGAAAUGGAGGAAAAGGAGAGAGAGGCACGCAUGGCAGAGAAAGAGGCUACUAUAGAUAAAUGGAGGAUGAAGAAGAUACAUGAAGUAGAGGAGAGGAAGAAGGAGCAGGAGCUGAAGCUGGCUGCAGACUCUGUUCUGUGUGAGGUACGAAAGAAGCAGGCGGACGUGAAGAGAAUGCAGGACAUCCUCAGAUCUCUAGAGAAGUUACGCAAACUGAGGAAAGAGGCAGCGUCCAGGAAAGGUAUCUUCACCGACCAAGAAUCUGACGAGGCGUUCGGCAGCCGGCUGGAGAAGCUGAGGUCUGUGAUGAAGAAGAGGACGGCAGUUUACUCAACAGAGGAGAAAGCUCUGAUGGUGAUGCUGGAAGGAGAGCAGGAGGAGGAGCGGAGGAGAGACCUGGAGAAGAAACUAAAGAAGGAGAGAGAGAGGCAGCUGCAGAGGAAACACAAAGUGGACGGCAUGCUGUUUGGAGAUGAUAUUCCUGCUAAUCCAAUCCUGCAGCCCUUCAGAGAAUACUACACCCAGGCUGAGCGCUCAAUGCACUCUUUAGUACAAAUAAGGAGAGAGUGGGACGUGUUCCUGGUGGGAGCGGAUCAUCCCGACGGUACCGCCGUUCCUCAGAACUGGGUCCUGCCAGACGCCCCGUCAGACCAGGCCUGGGCCUCGGCUCUGCUCAGCGCCGACACCGAGUGUGACGGCAUCUGACUGACUGUGUGUACUGUUGAGAUGUAACUGACAAAGAAAACUUGAAUGUGUCACAUCUGUUGUUCUUAUGACAGUGAACAGCGCUCCAAGAGAACAUUACAGAUG
This is a messenger RNA of Scomber japonicus (chub mackerel), 1774 nucleotides long. It is a transcript of the gene pdcd7, whose product is annotated as programmed cell death 7. Bases 83 to 1669 code for a protein of 528 amino acids. The record is from RefSeq and is a predicted model, not a curated record. The transcript has 5 exons. NCBI's taxonomy places the organism in Eukaryota, Metazoa, Chordata, Actinopteri, Scombriformes, Scombridae.